AUGGCAUCUGCUGCGAAGGGUAAGAUUUUGGCUGUCAUCGGAGACGAAGAUACCGUUGUUGGAUUUCUUCUCGGAGGUGUUGGAGAGCUUAACAAGGCUCGCAAGCCAAACUAUUUGAUCGUCGAUAAGCAGACCACUGUCCAAGAAAUCGAAGAAGCUUUCAAUGGAUUCUGUGCUCGUGAUGAUAUUGCUAUCAUUCUUAUCAAUCAGCACAUCGCCGAAAUGAUUCGUUACGCCGUCGACAAUCACACACAAUCUAUCCCAGCUGUUCUUGAAAUCCCAUCGAAGGAAGCUCCAUACGAUCCAUCGAAGGACUCCAUCCUCAACAGAGCCCGUGGAUUGUUCAACCCAGAGGAUUUCCGAUAAAUUAUAAAACUUCACAUCACGCUUCUCUUCGACAUUCCCAAAUCUAUUGCCCCCUGUUCUGCUCUGUGAUCAGAUUUUUUUUACAAACUCCCUUACAUUUUUACCGUUUUCGAAUGUACAUGAUUUAAAUUGCGAACUGAAAUUUCUAAAUA
Caenorhabditis elegans is the source of this 518-nucleotide messenger RNA. It is a transcript of the gene vha-9, whose product is annotated as putative V-type proton ATPase subunit F. The coding region runs from base 1 to 366 and encodes 121 amino acids. Gene Ontology annotation, cellular component: proton-transporting V-type ATPase, V1 domain. Gene Ontology annotation, biological process: monoatomic ion transmembrane transport; proton transmembrane transport. The transcript is spliced from 4 exons. NCBI's taxonomy places the organism in Eukaryota, Metazoa, Nematoda, Chromadorea, Rhabditida, Rhabditidae. The record is from RefSeq and is marked reviewed. Gene Ontology annotation, molecular function: proton-transporting ATPase activity, rotational mechanism.